Molecule: messenger RNA, 482 nt
Organism: Hibiscus syriacus
Lineage: Eukaryota; Viridiplantae; Streptophyta; Magnoliopsida; Malvales; Malvaceae
Exons: 3
Coding region: 22-462 (146 amino acids)
Source: RefSeq, a predicted model, not a curated record
CGCUUACCAGAUUUGAUUAGUAUGGGACAGAAACAAGGCAUGAUUUCCGUCCAGGCAGGGUUGUCUGUAGCAAAAACUUCAAUGGCUGCCCACAUGAAUGAGAAUCAGGACCAGCCGAGCCCUAUCUCAGUUUUAGAAGCUCCAUUUGAUGAGGAAGAGAACACAAUUCAAGUGUCCUCUGGCAGUUUUAAAUCUCUACGCCGAGGUUUGGAGGUGCCACUUAAGUGUAACUUGAUUGACAAGUCACCGCCUAUCGAAUCAAUUGCUCACAUCCUCUCAUGGGGUGGUUCUUGUUCAGAGACAGCCACAAAACUCUCUACGGUUUCCCCCGGUGCCAAGGAAGAAGAGGAUUGGGUUUUCUCAGUCCAAUCACUAUUAUCAGCCAGCAGUCUUAACGGAGAGGUGCGAGCCAAGUCGUUUAGAUGGCAUUCACCUGAAAGCCCGUUGGACCCAUCCUUGUGAGACAAAUAUGCCGACUUGAA